AUGGCUCAUAUCGCCGACAGCAUAGCCAAUGCGGCGAGCACUGUUGGCUUAAAUAACUUAAUAGCUCGUGAAUUGAGUGUAUCCCCUUUAGCUCAGGAUCUUCGUUCAGAAUCCCCAGUUACGGAAGAGAAAGAAAAACACAUUUGGCGAAUGCAUCAACCUAGCGAAGCACCACGAAAAUAUAGUAUAUUUCCAUUUAAAGAGAAGUUAUCGAUUAGCUCAAAUCGACAUAAUCCAAGUACAGAAUCAGCUUCGACAUCGGUAUCGGGAGAGAAGCAUAAUACUCAAAAGUCAAAAGAUCCGAGUAAACGAAGGAAACCAAGCAUCACCGAAUUAGGACCCAUGACCACUGUACAUGAAGCCGCGAUGGAUUCUCCUACUAUUCCAGGACGACCUCCUUUACACGAAAGAUCCUUUAGUGCACCAGGUGGCAAAUGGAGGCAACAUACAUAUGGUGAAUCCUUAGCUUCAUGUAUUGAAGGACCAACUUUAGAUGAGGGUGCAGAGAUCGAUAGCCAUUUUAAUGAAGUCAACAAUUUUAAGAAACAACGAUCAAAUUCUAAAAGCCGCUCACGUUCACCCUAUCAACCUCUUUCGCCAAAAUCUUUGGCCCCUCUUGUCAUCCCAUCUAGAAAUGCGCCAAUGCCACAAAGAGUGCGUACUAAAUCCUCACCAAGUACACUUAGAUCACCAACACCACCACAAGUUCCACCAAAGUCGGCUAGAAUGAUGGAGCAAUCCCCACAUCAUAAAUGUUCUCCUUUCACCCCUUCAUCCUCGAUGAGCCUUUCUACUACAGCAACCACACCAAGUUCAGAACUAGAAGGACGUUCAUCUCCAAAGCCUUGGAUCAACACCGGUCGAUCAUCCCCAAAACCAUGGAUGAUGAAUUUUUUCUCCGGACGAUCCUCGCCCAAACUCGGGAAAAAUGGCUCAAGCAUCAUGCAACAACAAAGUGUGAAUUCCAGCAUAACCACUCUUCCUCUCCCAACCCCACGGCGACGCUCUCCAGGCCAUUCCCGCAACCAAUCCGAAACAAUUCCUACGCAGCAGCAACGAUCCGAAUCUUUCUCCAACGGUGCAUCUCAUCGACGCCGAGAAUCUGAAUCCAGCACUUCGAUAAUGGAUCGAGGAAGACCAAAGAAACGUUCGGAUGGAUCACCUAUCAAGGCUACAUCUUCCAAGCGAGCUCCCACUUUGGAGGAACAAUUAGCCUUUGAACAUUUACCUCAGGGAGUGAAGGCUGCUCAAGCGAGCUCCAAAUUAACGCAAACGGAAAUGGAGACGCUUAGAUGUCAGGCUAUUGGACAAGUGUGUAGAUUUGAAGUUCUCAAUUCAAAAGACGUGGAUGAUCUUUCAAGGGAACUCCGCGCCCUAGACGAACGCUGUCUUUACCUCCGCAAAACGCACCGUUCUCUACGAGCCGGUCGUCGCAACCUUCACGAUCGCAUCUGUACCUAUCUCCGCUCCCCACGCACUGCCAAAUUCUCCCACGAUUCCAUUCUCAAACAAGAAGAAGCGCUCGCAGAACUGGACUCCUCAAUCGACGACUGGGUAUCCAAACUCGACCAAGCCGAAAACAGACGUACACGCGUGCGACAAAAGUUACUCGAACAUGUCGCCGCUGCAGUAUUCAUGCCCAUAACCGAUCCUAGUAACACCAUAGCCAGAGAAUCCACGAAUAUAAAUACCAUCACCCCACCACGAAGUCCGCCUCGAAGCCCCAUCAAGGGAAUUAUCACACCUAUUUUAGAAACACACCCCGAAGUCGAUAUCGAAGCUGAACCUGAAGUGGAACGACGACUCUCCGAAGCAGAAAUUAGACAGAAAAAAGAACAUCGUCAUAAAGCUGUAGAAUCUAUUCGUAUCUAUGCAGAUUCAGAUGUUUUUGCACUGUUGGCUGAUGUAGAAGAUGAGAUUAAUAGGAUGGGUGAUUCGCCUUCUUCUGAGGAUGUCCCGUCUAUUCUAGAAGAGAAGAUUGCAGUAUCUUCUGAUGCGCAUUCUCCUCGUAGGGAAAAAUCUCCUCAGGAUUCCACACCUGAUCCGCGUUUUUCGUCUGUGGUCGCUCCUAUGUCGCCGUUUUUACUUCGGCCAAUGGUUUUUACUAUGCCUUCUGGAAAAUCAGGUGUUAAAGUUUAG
Sclerotinia sclerotiorum 1980 UF-70 is the source of this 2139-nucleotide messenger RNA. RefSeq lists its product as hypothetical. The record is from RefSeq and is a predicted model, not a curated record. Bases 1 to 2139 code for a protein of 712 amino acids. Lineage: Eukaryota; Fungi; Ascomycota; Leotiomycetes; Helotiales; Sclerotiniaceae. The transcript has 4 exons.